CAAGUUAUCGCGCGCUUUACAUGUUCCAAAGGCCUUAACUUUCACGCCGUGUGCGUGCCUGAGUUCUGGCUCUUUUAAGUUGGUGAUUACAAAUGGAACAGCUUGUUCCUUCCAAGAACCUCAUUUAUGUAUGGCGUUCUUCCCUUGUUUGUCCAUUUAGUAUGGAUUCGGAACCAUCAUUGCCUGACAUAGAAGAUUUACAUGAGGCCAGUUGGUUGCAACUGCUGCAAGUUUCCUUUCUUGAUGCUUCUUUGCGUUUAUUUUGCGCUCGCCGACUUCUUCGCAUCAGGAAUGGAUCAGACCGCGACUCCCUUGCGAGGGAUCAUCAACGAUGUCAAAGGACGAGCCUCAUGCUAUCGGCAGGAUUGGACUUCCGGAUGUCAUUCAGGCUUCAGCAUAUUGGCUCCGACAAUGUAUAUCUUCUUUGCUUCUGCACUCCCUGUCAUUGCCUUCGGAGAACAGCUGAGUAAAGAAACUGAUGGAGCUCUGAGCACGGUUGAAACCUUAGCCUCCACAGCUAUCUGCGGCAUCCUGCACUCGAUACUCGGUGGGCAGCCGAUGUUAAUCGUAGGAGUCGCGGAGCCGACUGUAAUCAUGUACACGUAUCUGUACAAUUUCGCCAAAGGGCGUGAAGAUCUGGGAGCGCGUCUCUACUUGGCUUGGGCAGGAUGGGUCUGCUUCUGGACUGCGUGUAUGCUGUUCCUUCUCGCAAUCUUCAAUGCUUCUGAUAUCAUAAGCAGAUUCACGAGGAUUGCAGGAGAACUCUUUGGUAUGCUGAUCACGGUUCUGUUCAUGCAAGAAGCCAUUAAGGGAAUAGUAAGUGAAUUUAACAUACCCAAAGGUGAAGACCAAACUCAACCGAUCUACCAGUUCGAGUGGUUGUAUACAAAUGGGCUGCUGGGGAUCGUUUUUGCGUUUGGGCUCCUGUUUACUGCAUUGAAGAGCAGAAGGGCAAGAGCAUGGAGAUACGGCACAGGGUGGCUUAGAGGUUUCAUCGCCGACUACGGGGUGCCUUUGAUGGUGCUGUUGUGGACGGCCAUGUCCUACGCUGUCCCGAGCAAGGUUCCCUCUGGAGUUCCAAGGAGGCUGUUUAGUCCUCUUCCAUGGGAAACCAAGUCUCUGUACCACUGGACUGUGGCAAAGGAUAUGCUUUCUGUCCCUCCACUAUACAUAUUUGCUGCCAUCAUUCCUGCUCUGAUGGUUGCAGGACUCUACUUCUUCGACCACAGCGUUGCGUCACAGAUGGCACAGCAGAAGGAGUUCAAUCUGAAAAAUCCCUCUGCUUACCACUACGACAUUUUGAUCCUCGGUUUCAUGGUUCUGGCUUGCGGAUUGCUUGGAAUCCCCCCUUCGAACGGUGUCCUCCCUCAGUCCCCAAUGCACACCAAGAGCCUUGCUGUUCUUAAGAGGCGGAUAAUGCGCAAGAAGAUGGUUGAAAGUGCCAAGGAGAGCAUAAGGCAACAAGCCAGCAACUCGGAGAUCUACGGGAAGAUGCAGGAGGUGUUCGUGAAAAUGGACAACGGGCCUACGGUCAUCUCGAUAGAUACCGAACUGAAGAACUUGAAGGACGCAGUCAUGAACAACGGGGCCGGCGGUGAAGACUCUAAGGUAGCGUUUGACCCGGAGAAGCACAUCGACGCCUACCUGCCUGUCCGGGUCAACGAGCAGAGGGUGACCAAUCUGUUGCAGUCGCUGUUCGUAGGUGCGUGCCUUGGAGCAAUGCCCAUCAUCAAGAUGAUACCCACAUCCGUCCUCUGGGGAUAUUUUGCCUACAUGGCCAUCGACAGCCUUCCUGGAAACCAAUUCUGGGAGAGGACGCUCUUCCUGCUCGUCACUCCUAGCCGGCGUUACAAGGUUCUGGAAGGCAUGCAUGCUUCCUUCAUGGAAUCGGUUCCCUUCACAAAGAUUGCAGCCUUCACAAUCUUGCAGUUUGUGUAUCUACUGGUGUGCUUUGGGGUGACAUGGAUACCUAUAGCGGGGAUCCUGUUCCCGUUGCCGUUCUUCCUCCUCAUCAGCAUCAGACAGCACAUCCUGCCCAAGUUCUUCCAUCCGCACCAUCUCUGGGAGCUGGACGCAGCCGAGUACGAUGAGAUCGCCGGAACCCCCCGCCGCGCUCGCAGCCUCUCAUUUGGGGAAGGGGAAGCAUCACAGUCAAACAGUGAUGAUAACGAAGCGGACAUGUGCGACGCUGAGAUCUUGGACGAUCUCACCACCAGCAGAGGGGAACUCAAGCAUAGAACCAAGAGUUUCAACGACGACCGGUUCCAUCAGAUUCAUCCUGAGGUGAGCCAGCAGAGAACAUGAAGAGACACUGAUCUCUCCGACAAGUGGAUCUAAAAGGAGGUCCAGUUCUCAGCUGGAUUUUGGUUCUGAUGCUGAUAGAAGAAGCUGUUCAGAGGUCUUCGGGAUCCGUCAUGAGAAUGCUAAUUAAACAGAAACCUAAGAGGAUGAAAUGUAACAUACGGAUCCCUCCGCCUACAGUUGGGUACACUCUGCGGAGGUGCAUAACUUGUGAGGCAAAACAAAGCACAUUCAGGCUGAAGACACAGCAAAGAUUAGCAUAAGUAUAACCUUGUAGCUUCUGUAACAGCAAAUAUGAUGAAUUGAUGGAUUUUUCCUUGUUUCUUAA
Musa acuminata AAA Group (dessert banana) is the source of this 2629-nucleotide messenger RNA. Its product is annotated as boron transporter 4-like. Bases 202 to 2304 code for a protein of 700 amino acids. Gene Ontology annotation, cellular component: plasma membrane. NCBI's taxonomy places the organism in Eukaryota, Viridiplantae, Streptophyta, Magnoliopsida, Zingiberales, Musaceae. The transcript is spliced from 14 exons. Gene Ontology annotation, molecular function: solute:inorganic anion antiporter activity. The record is from RefSeq and is a predicted model, not a curated record. Gene Ontology annotation, biological process: transmembrane transport; monoatomic anion transport; monoatomic ion homeostasis.